This is a messenger RNA of Anguilla anguilla (European eel), 3256 nucleotides long. Its product is annotated as CXXC-type zinc finger protein 5-like. Gene Ontology annotation, cellular component: nucleus. The transcript is spliced from 3 exons. Lineage: Eukaryota; Metazoa; Chordata; Actinopteri; Anguilliformes; Anguillidae. The record is from RefSeq and is a predicted model, not a curated record. Gene Ontology annotation, molecular function: zinc ion binding; methyl-CpG binding. The coding region runs from base 1394 to 2176 and encodes 260 amino acids.
UUAUUAUUGUUGACAUAAGUGGAAAUAGGCUGCUUGUAUACUGAUAAUACUUGUUACUUUUAAUAAGUACUAUCGUAUAUCUUGCCGCGCAGCCUUUGAUUCAUUAAUAUUUAACAUAACUGUCGUUUAGAGUGUUCACUAAGGCACUUAUGAAAAGAAAAUGAGUCCGUUGCAAUGGAUCCGUUAACUGUGUCAUCUAGCCCAUAGACAUUUAUCAUAAGGCUGGAGAAUUGGCCGACCGCCCGGAACUUCCCGAGUGUCUAUCCAUAGAAUCUCUGUUUCUUAGAUAUCUGUCAAAUUUAUUACGUCAUUAAAGUGCUCCAUGUGAGAGUCUGGGAGUUACAUUUACAGAUGUCAUGUGAUAUCUUAAUGUUUGACAUCAGAAUACUAAAGAAAGUCGUUUUUCAUCCACUCGCGUGCUGUUUUAUUAUGACAUUAUUGUUAUUUUUUUAGACCGGAUAUUGCUCAUAACAACAUAUUUAAUAAUGUGGGCGAUUUGACAUUUAGUCUUAAGUAUGUGUGAAAAGAAAUAAUCUGUAGGCUAAGGCUAUCCUGUAGGCAAUCGGUCGCGUUAACUGACUUGUUAUUUUGAAAGCAAUGCUAAAGUUCUUUGUAAGCAUGAAUGUGUUAAAGGAAAGUUUUGUCUUAAAGAGGUAUGACGAAAAAAACUCAGUCUGCUGUCUUCCGUGAAAAAAUCAUAUUGCGCGUAAACAGCGAGCAGAUUGGAAGCAAACAGUAUCCAGUAAAUACGCCGAUCGCAGAAACACCCACAAUUUCAGCUAUAAUAACGAAUGUCUAGUCCUUAAAACGACACACAUACGCACAGAAGAGGUCAACUAUAUAAAGUGCAGACAAGGCGUCACGUUUCCACAAGGACGAUGUUUUACGAGCUGUGGCGUUAUUUUUUCUACGCGUCUGCGUGCGGCGCAAGAGUCCAGUUCGGUUUUUACGUGAAGCUCCAAAAAUCUAUGAAAUGUGUUUGCAUGUUCUUCUCCGCGAGCAGGGAUGUAGAGGUGGGAUAGCAAGAAUCGAAAGGUUGGAGCCCACACGCUCGCCUCCGAGAAAGUACGUUUUACAAUAAUUUAUCAUUCCGUUUCCCUCGCGCUUAUUUCUGGCGAGGGUUUAAAUAAUUCUGCUGGGUGAGAAUUUGAUUUUUCCCUCUUUUUGACAUCAAUCUCCGCAGCAGGCACGGAGACGGACCGCUUGGACAGUGGGUUCCCUCCCCUCCACUCGGAUCUGCUUUGCUUUUGGUUCCCUGUCAGGAAGAUGCGGACGAGGGCGGGGCUUUAGACUGCAGUCCAGGGCUGUGGGGGCUUUCCAUUGGCUGAUUCUUCAGAGGGGGAGGCGCCACUCACGCCAGGGCCCGUGAACAGACUCCCUGGUGCGCCGGACCAUGUCGGGCGGCGGACGUCCGGAGGCGGGCCAGGCCGCCGAGGCGCUGGACAAGGGCGGCCGCGGGGAGGAGGGGGGCGACCGCGCGGCCCCGCCCCCCCAGGAGCGGCGGAACCGCAGCGGCAUCAUCAGCGAGCCGCUCAGCAAGAGCCUGAAGAAGUCGCGGGCGCUGUCCCAGUACACCGCCAGCUGCUCCAACGCCAACGGACUGGCGCAGAACGGCGUGGCGGCGCCCGCCUCGCACCGGCACGGCUCUGCGGCGGCCCGGGCCGAGCGCGUUUCGGAACUGACCCUGGAGGGGCAGAACGGGCUCAACUUCGCCCAGGCGGCGGAGCUCCUGAAGCGGGCCGGCAUGCUGCUGCCCGGGGAGCAGGGGGCGGGGUCGGGCGGCGACCUGGAGGGCGUGUCCGCCGGCGACACCGUGGGCAGCCCCGCGGACUUCCCGUACCUGGGCGGCUUCCCCUUCAACCCGGGCCUCUUCAUCAUGACGCCCGCGGGCGUCUUCCUCGCCGACAGCGCGCUGCACAUGGCCGGCCUGGCGGAGUACCCCAUGCAGAGCGAGCUGGCCUCCGCCAUCGGCUCCGGCAAGAAGAAGCGGAAACGCUGCGGCAUGUGCCAGCCCUGCCGCCGGCGCAUUAACUGCGAGCAGUGCAGCAGCUGCCGCAACCGCAAAACCGGACACCAGAUCUGUAAAUUUCGCAAGUGCGAGGAACUUAAAAAGAAGCCGUCCGCGGCUCUGGAGGUGAUGUUGCCGACAGGAGCCGCGUUCCGAUGGUUCCAGUAGGACUCCGCCCCCCAAAGCUCUGUCAUCAAGUGCAAUGCCCCGCCCCCCUCCACUCCCCACUCACCUGGAUUAUCUAUGGAAUGGAUUUUCCAGCUGAACACAAAAAAAUAGCAAGACAAGUGAACAAACGGAACAAAACAAAAAAAUUCAAAAUGAUUAAAAAUAAUGGAUGCACCUACUUUUUCUCCUGAACCAAAAAUAAACAUUAUGAAGUUUAUGGCAACUCUCAUUCCUUUUUUUAUGUUCCAUUUUGGUACCCUUUCGUCCUUUUUCAAAAGAGUUUCAGUCACUUUCACACGGAACUGUUCAACUGCCAAACAGAAAAAGUCUGACUGAGAGAGGACAAUCAACAGAUCUCUGUGUUUGGUGUAUAUGUCGUUCAUGUGUGGAAAGAUUUAAAAAAGUACUUGUGUAGAGAAUGUAAAUUUUACGGCUAUAUUUUAAAACCUAGUGACUAAUGACAAGCACUAUUGUAAUUUAGCACCAUUGUUCUUACUUACCACCUCCUGUAUUUUUGAUUGGUUCUUAUUUUUAUUUUUUUGUUUUUGUCAUAAAUCUAUAGUUUUGCAAUUGCUCAAUGUUUGUUAUUAAAAUAUAAAAAAAGAAAAAAAAAACAAUUUUUGAGAUGUAGCAUCCCGUUUUCUGAUCGAAGAUUAUUAUUAUUUUUUUUAUUUCUGGGAGAAUGCUGUGGUGUCUCCACACAUCGCCCCAACCUUUAUCCCACCCCAAUUUGGGUGACAUAAUUUACUGGAGCCAAUAGGAAGCUCCCAACAGCCCAAAAGCUUCCUUCUCAACUUGAUGGAUUUUUAUUUUGUAAAACUGGUAACCUCAUGUUCCCCCUGAUUUUCUACGGAGGGCUGUGGUUCUGAUGGGGACCGGUUCAGUCCGGAGGACGUGGUACCGUUCCCAAUCCAAGCUUAAGCACUGAGAGAAUUUCAUUUUCCCAUGAUGCUACCAGACCUACAUCUUUAAAAAAACAAAAAGGAAAAAAAAAAGAAACAGUGAUGUUUGUAUUCAUUUAGAAAUUUGGGCUGGUUUUGUGAAUAAAAAUGAAUGCAUGUAUUUGUGUCAAAAUCUACA